Molecule: messenger RNA, 1260 nt
Organism: Cryptomeria japonica (Japanese cedar)
Lineage: Eukaryota; Viridiplantae; Streptophyta; Pinopsida; Cupressales; Cupressaceae
Product: G-type lectin S-receptor-like serine/threonine-protein kinase At2g19130
Exons: 1
Coding region: 1-1260 (419 amino acids)
Biological process (GO): recognition of pollen
Source: RefSeq, a predicted model, not a curated record
AUGGACGAAAAAAGGGCAUCGUCCUGCUUAAGCCUUCUUUUUGCAGUUACAGUGUUUAUUCAUCUGAAGAGUUAUGGCGCUGCAGUCCAGGCUGGAGAUACUCUUUCCUUGGGUUCCUCACUUGCUGGAAAUCAGACAUUAAUUUCAAAGAAUGGCACUUUUGAAUUUGGAUUCUUCAGCCCAAAUGGGGGCAAUAACUGGUAUAUUGGAAUCUGGUAUGCCAAUAUAGCAGAGAAGACGAUUGUUUGGGUGGCUAACAGGGAGACUCCCGCCAGAAACAAGCCUGGCAUUUUGAAGCUGUCAAGACAAGGUAAACUGAGAUUGUUUGAUGCAGAGGGCGCGUCUAUUUGGUCAGUCAACAAAUCCAUCAAGGCAAGCCGGGCUGUGAUAUUAGAUUCUGGUAAUUUCUUAAUGCUGAGCAAUAACAAUAAACCAGAAACUGAGUGGCAGAGUUUCGACAAUCCCGUAGAUACAUUGCUGUCCGGGAUGAGAUUCGGUGGACAGCAAAAGCUAGUCUCUUGGAAAAAUUCAUUGGAUCCCGCUCUCGGGCUUUUCUCCUAUCACAUGGAUCCAUCAGGGGCCAAACGAUUGGUGCUAACAUGGAAUAAUUCUGUACAGUAUUGGAAGAGCGGAACUUGGGACGGCAAUACUUUCAGUGACAUUCCAGAAAUCCUAGUCGAAGGGCUCUAUAAUGUCAGCGUUGAAAGUAGCAGCUCCGGUUUGUAUGUCAGUUAUAAAUUGAUAACUAACAUCAAUGGGUUGUCGCGUGUUUUCCUAACGAAGUCCGGAGACUAUGGAAAUGCUUUGUAUGAUGGCAGUAAGUGGAACAUGUUCUGGUCUGUGCCUAGAGAUGAAUGUGCCGUAUAUGGUCUCUGUGGCGCUUAUGGAAUCUGCAACUCCUGCAACAAUCUUCAGUUCUGCAGCUGCGUGGAAGGCUUCACUCCCAAAGACAAUAAGGCCUGGGAUUCGAAAGAGUGGUGGUCCAAUGGCUGUGUUCACCAGAGACCGUUAAAUUGUGGUGCCAAAAAUGGUAGCACCGACGGAUUCAUCGACUCCAAUGCAAUGUUGCCCAAUGAUUACCCAUCAUCAUUCCCUGCACCCACAAAAAAUGAUUGCGAGAAAGCCUGCCUCGGCAACUGCUCUUGCACUGCUUAUAGUUUGAAUCCACUUUCAGGGUCCUGCCAAAUCUGGUCCGGACAUUUGUUAAACUUGCGCAGUUCUAGUCCAUCAAAAGUAAUUCAAAUGUUUUCAUUCGAGUAG